Erinaceus europaeus (western European hedgehog) is the source of this 4904-nucleotide messenger RNA. RefSeq names its product astrotactin 2 (gene ASTN2). The transcript is spliced from 23 exons. Bases 227 to 4291 code for a protein of 1354 amino acids. Gene Ontology annotation, molecular function: protein binding. Gene Ontology annotation, biological process: neuron migration; neuron cell-cell adhesion. The record is from RefSeq and is a predicted model, not a curated record. NCBI's taxonomy places the organism in Eukaryota, Metazoa, Chordata, Mammalia, Eulipotyphla, Erinaceidae.
GGAGCCCAGAGAGGCGGAGCGGGGGGGCGGUCCAGGGAAGAUCAGGAGGCGGAGCCCGGAGCUGGGGGCUGCUGGCGAGCGGCUCCCACAGCUCCUUAGCUCCAGCGUCCUGGUUAGCUUCAGCGUCCCCGCCACCACCACCGCCGCCGCCGCCGCCGCCGCCGCCGCCGCUGCAUCUCCUUCCUCCUCCUUCGACACCGCUCGUAGCACCGCAGCCCCUCCCGCUAUGGCUGCCGCCGGCGCUCGGCGCUGCCCUGGCCCCAGCUCGGGGCUGGGCGGGCGGCUGAGGCUCGGCUUCCACACUGCACCGCCGCCACCGCCGCCACCGCUGCUGUUGUUCCUGCUCUUGCUGCCGCCGCCGCUGCUGGCCGGCGCCACCGCCGCCGCCGCCGCCUCGCGGGAGCCGGACAGCCCGUGCAGGCUCAAGACCGUCACGGUGUCCACGCUGCCCGCCCUGCGGGAGAGCGACAUCGGCUGGAGCGGCGCCCGCGCCGGGGCCGGGACUGGGACUGGGACCGGGACCGGGACCGGGACCGGGACGGGGACCGCGGCUGGAGCAGCAGCCUCUGCCGCUGCCGCCGCGUCCCCGGGCUCCGCGGGCUUCGCGGGCACCGCCGCCGAGUCUCGUCUGUUGCUCUUUGUGCGUAACGAACUGCCCGGGCGCAUCGCGGUGCAGGACGACCUGGACAACACCGAGCUGCCCUUCUUCACCCUGGAGAUGUCUGGUACAGCAGCGGAUAUCUCACUGGUGCACUGGAGACAGCAGUGGCUGGAGAAUGGCACAUUGUACUUCCACGUUUCCAUGAGCAGCUCUGGGCAACUGGCCCGGGCCACUGCUCCCACACUCCAGGAGCCCUCAGAGAUUGUAGAGGAGCAAAUGCACAUUCUUCACAUUUCUGUCAUGGGUGGCCUCAUUGCGCUGUUGCUGCUGAUGCUGGUAUUCACUGUGGCACUGUAUGCCCAGAGGCGCUGGCAGAAGCGUCGCAGAAUUCCCCAGAAGAGUGCAAGCACAGAAGCCACUCAUGAGAUCCACUACAUCCCAUCAGUGCUGCUGGGUCCACAGGCCCGUGAAAGCUUCCGCUCCUCCAGGCUACAAGCCCACAAUUCUGUUAUUGGGGUGCCCAUCAGGGAGACCCCCAUCCUGGAUGACUAUGACUAUGAAGAGGAUGAGGAGCCACCCAGGCGGGCCAACCAUGUCUCCAGGGAGGAUGAAUUCGGCAGCCAGGUGACCCACACUCUGGACAGCCUAGGCCGGUCAGGGGAAGACAAAGGAGACUUUGAGAAGAAAGCAGCAGCAGCUGAGGCGACACAGGAGACAGUGGAGUCCCUGAUGCAGAAGUUCAAGGAGAGUUUCCGUGCUAACACGCCCAUCGAGAUUGGCCAGCUGCAACCAGCACCUCGCAGCACCUUGAAGAGGAAGAGGAGGAGCAAAUCUCGAGGGGGAAUCAGCUUUGGGAGAAGCAAGGGGACAUCAGGGUCAGAGGCAGAUGAUGAAACACAGCUCACAUUCUACACGGAGCAGUACCGCAGUCGCCGCCGCAGCAAAGGUUUGUUGAAAAGCCCAGUGAACAAGACAGCCCUGACACUGAUUGCUGUGAGCUCCUGCAUCCUGGCCAUGGUAUGUGGCAGCCAGAUGUCCUGUCCACUCACUGUGAAGGUGACUCUUCACGUGCCUGAACACUUCAUUGCAGACGGAAGCAGCUUCGUGGUGAGUGAAGGAAGUUACUUGGACAUUUCUGACUGGUUAAACCCUGCCAAGUUGUCCCUAUAUUACCAGAUCAAUGCCACCUCACCAUGGGUGAGAGACCUCUGUGGACAGAGGACUACAGAUGCCUGCGAGCAGCUCUGUGACCCAGAAACAGGAGAAUGCAGUUGUCAUGAAGGCUUUGCCCCUGACCCAGUUCACAAACACCUGUGUGUGCGUAGUGAUUGGGGACAGAGUGAAGGACCUUGGCCUUACACAACACUAGAAAGGGGCUAUGAUCUGGUGACAGGGGAGCAAGCCCCUGAAAAGAUUCUCAGGUCUACUUUCAGCUUGGGCCAAGGACUCUGGCUUCCGGUCAGCAAAAGCUUUGUGGUUCCACCAGUGGAGCUGUCCAUCAACCCCCUGGCCAGCUGCAAGACUGAUGUGCUUGUCACAGAGGAUCCGGCAGAUGUCAGGGAAGAAGCAAUGCUGUCCACAUACUUUGAAACCAUCAAUGACCUGCUGUCUUCCUUUGGACCAGUUCGUGACUGUUCUCGAAACAAUGGGGGCUGCACUAGAAACUUCAAGUGUGUGUCUGACCGCCAGGUGGACUCCUCAGGAUGUGUGUGCCCUGAGGAGCUGAGGCCCAUGAAGGAUGGUUCCGGCUGCUAUGAUCACUCCAAGGGCAUCGACUGCUCAGAUGGUUUCAAUGGCGGCUGUGAGCAGCUGUGCCUGCAGCAGACACUGCCUUUACCCUAUGACACCACAUCCAGUACCAUCUUCAUGUUCUGCGGUUGUGUGGAGGAGUAUAAGCUGGCUUCUGAUGGAAAAUCAUGUCUAAUGCUCUCAGAUGUCUGUGAGGGUCCCAAGUGCCUCAAAUCUGGCUCCAAAUUUAAUGACACCCUCUUUGGAGAGAUGCUGCAUGGUUACAACAAUCGGACCCAGCAUGUGAACCAAGGACAAGUUUUCCAGAUGACCUUCAGGGAGAACAACUUCAUCAAGGACUUUCCUCAACUGGCUGACGGGCUGUUGGUGAUCCCACUGCCUGUGGAGGAGCAGUGCCGGGGGGUCCUUUCCGAGCCUCUUCCGGACCUCCAGCUGCUUACUGGAGACAUCAGGUAUGACGAAGCCAUGGGUUAUCCCAUGGUGCAGCAGUGGCGGGUCCGCAGCAACCUCUACCGUGUCAAGCUCAGCACCAUCACCCUCUCAGCAGCUUUCACUAAUGUCCUCAAGAUCCUGACCAAGGAGAGCAGUCGGGAGGAGCUACUAUCCUUCAUCCAGCACUAUGGCUCCCACUACAUUGCCGAGGCCCUCUAUGGCUCUGAACUCACCUGCAUCAUCCAUUUUCCAAGUAAGAAGGUCCAGCAGCAAUUGUGGCUCCAGUAUCAGAAAGAGACCACAGAGCUGGGAAGCAAGAAGGAACUCAAGUCCAUGCCUUUCAUCACCUACCUCUCAGGUCUACUGACAGCGCAGAUGCUGUCAGAUGACCAGCUCAUCUCAGGAGUGGAGAUUCGCUGUGAGGAGAAAGGUCGUUGUCCUUCUACCUGCCACCUUUGCCGCCGACCAGGCAAGGAGCAGUUGAGCCCUACUCCGGUGCUACUGGAGAUCAAUCGUGUGAUUCCACUUUACACCCUCAUCCAAGACAAUGGCACCAAGCAGGCCUUCAAGAAUGCGUUGAUGAGCUCCUACUGGUGCUCUGGGAAAGGGGAUGUGAUCGAUGACUGGUGCAGGUGUGACCUCAGCGCUUUUGAUGCCAGUGGGCUCCCCAAUUGCAGCCCACUCCCUCAGCCGGUGCUGCGACUUUCCCCGACAGUGGAGCCCUCCAGCACUGUGGUCUCCUUGGAGUGGGUGGAUGUUCAGCCAGCUAUUGGAACCAAAGUCUCUGACUAUAUUCUCCAACAUAAGAAGGUGGAUGAAUACACAGACACAGACCUGUACACAGGAGAAUUCCUGAGUUUUGCUGAUGACUUACUCUCUGGACUGGGUACAUCUUGUGUAGCAGCUGGUCGGAGCCACGGAGAAGUCCCUGAAGUCAGUAUCUACUCUGUCAUCUUCAAGUGUCUGGAACCUGAUGGUCUCUACAAGUUCACUCUGUAUGCUGUGGAUACUCGAGGGAGGCAUUCAGAGCUCAGCACAGUGACCCUUAGGACAGCCUGUCCACUGGUGGAUGACAACAAGGCAGAAGAGAUAGCUGACAAAAUCUACAACCUGUAUAAUGGCUACACAAGUGGAAAAGAGCAACAGACUGCCUACAACACACUGAUGGAAGUGUCUGCCUCAAUGCUGUUCAGAGUCCAACACCACUACAACUCUCACUAUGAGAAGUUUGGUGACUUUGUUUGGAGGAGUGAGGAUGAGCUGGGGCCCAGGAAGGCUCACCUGAUUCUGCGGCGUCUAGAAAGGGUGAGCAGCCACUGCUCCAACCUCCUUCGAAGCGCCUAUAUCCAGAGCCGAGUGGACACCACGCCUUACCUUUUCUGCCGCAGUGAGGAAGUUCGGCCUGCGGGUAUGGUGUGGUACAGCAUCCUCAAGGAUACUAAAAUCACAUGUGAGGAGAAGAUGGUGUCCAUGGCCCGAAACACGUAUGGGGAGUCCAAGGGCCGGUGAGGGAGGGUAUAGCCCUCCAUGAGCACAGAGACUCUCCAUGGGAGGGGGAGCAGUACUUUCAUGGAUCCUGGGGCCUGGGUGGGCUGGGGAACAGCUGAGGAUGGGCCUGGCAGAUAAGGCCUGCCAGCAAGGCCAAAGUAAACUCUUUAUCUUGUGGAUAGUCAACAGAGAACUUUGUAACUACUGGAAUCAUUCAUUUUUCUUAAGCCUUUUUUCUUCUUUUUUUUUUUCUAAGAUAUGAUUUGACUCUCUCAAAGUCUUUCCUUUAAAAAAAAAUUUUUUUUUUUUUCCCUUAUGGAUGGUGGUUAAUCCCAAGGCAGGAUCUUUCAGGUGGAGACCAAGCAGCCUUUCCUCUUCUUCCUUCCUCCUGCCACACUCACUUUCCUUCCUGCAAUAGACCCCUGAAGGUGACCUUUGGAGAGACAGUUUGAUUUCUUCAUCAUCAGGAAGGAGGCCCUGAGGAAUGUUGCAGUGAGGAAGCUUGGGUCUUUAGGACUUUUUUUUUUUCCAGAUGUUUAUUGAGUUUGCAGGACCCCUGCCUCUUCCUGCUCUCUGUGGGUCUACCCAGAGUCCCUGCAGGGCUUUCGUGCAUUAAAAAAUCCUCUUGUCUCUC